This is a messenger RNA of Rotaria socialis, 1161 nucleotides long. Lineage: Eukaryota; Metazoa; Rotifera; Eurotatoria; Philodinida; Philodinidae. The record is from the annotation of a GenBank genome assembly.
AUGAAUAUUUUCCGUAUUUGGCUAGUUAUAGGUUUUACCGUUUGUUUGACUCUACGUUUAGUGUUGUAUCGAACUCCAUGCAGUUAUCAUGACAUCCCUGAUGUACCUCGCUAUUUUAAAAUCCCAGUUGUUUUGUUUCACCCAAGUACUUUUCGUAAGAGUUUCGUGUGUAAUUACAAUAAGAAAUAUUUGGAAUACCCUUGGAUAAAUAAUCGAUUACAUCCAGCUAAAAGGCUAAAGCCUUAUUGCUCACAAAUUCCGAGUCCAACCAGUAGUUGGCAGAAAGCAGAAAACUACCAAGAAAAUGACAUCGCAUUUAUCAUAUACACCGGCGCUUCUUUCUAUACGACACGUGCUACAAGCGUGCGGGAGACUUGGAUAUCACGGGUGACAAAUUACUAUUUUCUCGCCUCGAAGCCUUAUCCAAGCCUACCAAUCACUAUUAUAAAAAAUACUGGUGAGGAUUAUCAAUCAAACACGAAAAAGAUCUUCUAUGGACUCGAAUCAAUAUUCAGACAACAAAAAGCAAUUCAUCCAUCUAAACGUCACAAAUGGUACUUUUUAGUUGGCUGUGACACUUAUGUAAAUGUACCACAUCUUCUCAAGCAACUCGAUCCUUAUAAUUUUACAGCGCCGUAUUUUAUUGGAGGUUCUGUUGGUGAAGCUAUGUGUUUCCACAAGAAUGGGGCUGGUUUCAAAAGUACUUUUGUUGGUGGAAAUACGGCACAUAUAUUAAGUGCAGCGCUUGUUGAAGCUGUGCAUCCUCAUUUAUCCGUUUAUAUCGAAUCGACCUGGCCUAAGCCUAAUCAUUCAUCCUCUGGACUGUCUGAUGUUGCCUUGUCUUGUCUCAUCUUGAACUUGGGAUUUAACAUAACGAUAUUGCCAGGAUUUUGGAGGCGCACCCCUCAGGGAAUCAAUGAGGAGUUUGGCUUAAAAGAAAUUAUGAAAGUUCUGGAACCAAGCUCUUGGCAUUAUAUACAUCCUGCACUAAUGAUUGAUUUGGAUGAAUUUUAUACAUACCAAUAUGUUGACAGGCUAAAGAACGAUCAAAAGUGGACUGAAAUAUUAGAGUUUAUUUAUCUUUUCAUAGGUACACAUUAUGAAACUUUAAGGAAGCAUCAGUCAAACGAUACUGAGAAGCUAGUAAGAAAAUAUCGAUAA